Molecule: messenger RNA, 1223 nt
Organism: Osmerus eperlanus (European smelt)
Lineage: Eukaryota; Metazoa; Chordata; Actinopteri; Osmeriformes; Osmeridae
Exons: 4
Coding region: 606-1079 (157 amino acids)
Source: RefSeq, a predicted model, not a curated record
GUGUGUGUGGAUGGUGGGUGUAUAUAUGUGACCAUGCUUGGGAUCCUUUUGUUGUACCUGUGCACAAUGUCAGCAUGAUGGGUGCGUACAUUUACAGUUUCUGCAUACAGUAGCUUGGUGUGUGUGUGUGUGUGUGAAAGAGUGUGGAACCAAACACAGACACUGAUCCCAUAGCUGUCAAGUGAGGGUAGUUGGUGUCCAUUGCUUCUGGGUAGAGCAAUUGCUGUUGUCAUGGUGAUUUAAUUCUGCUGGUGUUGCUAUGGGAAUGGUCUUUGACCUUUGGGAAUUCCUUCUGACUGGGGUUAGGGUCUACUGGGGACUACCGGGGCUACCAGGGGCUACUAUAAAUUAUUUUGUUUUCUUUCUUGAUCUGUAUCCUGUUGGCUUAUCCCCAUGACCAGGCUCCUUCGGUUCACCUGUUGUUGUCUUUCUGUCCAAACUGUCAAAAGUUUUUUGUUUCAGUGUCAUUAAAGAAGAACAUGGCUCAAUGUAUGCUGAUCAUUGUAUAAAAUUACCCCCCUCCUCCUCCCAUCCUUCUCUCCACCCCAUCCAUAGACCCCUUUGCCACUGGUGAUGCUAGCUCAAACUCAGGCUCCCCGUCCGGGAUGGACUUGUUUGCUAUGAUGCCUACGGAGAACAAUGUUGGAGGAGCCCUGGAGAGGAACCCUAACCCUAAGCCCUGCUUCACCUCAGCAGCCGGCCCUCCUGUUCCACCUCCACCUCUCAUUAACUCCACCCCUAGCAUCCGCACCCCCACCCCAUCGAUAAACCUCUUCAGUGAUUUAUUUGAUUCCAUACCAGAACCAAGUUUCUCCAAAGUUGAUCCCACUCCCAGUGUUGAUUUGUUUGCAGCAGCAGAUGGCUUCUCCACCCCCCUCCUGUCAUCCACCCCCCUCCUCUCAUCCGCCCCCCUCCUGUCAUCCGCUCAUCCACCCAAACCGGAUUCUUCAAACAUCAUGAACCUGUUUGGGGGUCCCUUGCCCCACCCCUCGCUCUUCCCCGAGGAGGGGGUGGGAGGGUUCUCAUUAGAUGGGGUCGUUUUUGGGCUUCCCAGUGUGGAGCUGAAGGCUGACUCUUAACCCUUCUCUGCCCUCAUGCUGCACUUGGAACGGCCUCUUUUGGCCUGGCUUGGCCCACGUUGGCCUUGUAUGGUUUGGUUUGGUUUCAUCUGGUAGAGUCCACCGGAGGUGAGCCCCAGCCAGCAGCUCCUGGAGCAGAGCUAA